This is a messenger RNA of Lytechinus variegatus (green sea urchin), 4038 nucleotides long. RefSeq names its product neuromedin-U receptor 2-like. Bases 441 to 1664 code for a protein of 407 amino acids. Gene Ontology annotation, molecular function: G protein-coupled receptor activity. The transcript is spliced from 2 exons. NCBI's taxonomy places the organism in Eukaryota, Metazoa, Echinodermata, Echinoidea, Temnopleuroida, Toxopneustidae. The record is from RefSeq and is a predicted model, not a curated record. Gene Ontology annotation, cellular component: plasma membrane. Gene Ontology annotation, biological process: G protein-coupled receptor signaling pathway.
AAGCUGUAAUAUAUGUUAUAAUGCCUGUUCAUAUAUUUUGUCUGAGAUUCAUCUCCCAUUUUCCCUCUUUUUCCUUUUUUAUAUGCGAGUUCAUCAAACCCACUCUCUACGACGGUGCUUUCUAAUCUCGGGUGGGCAUUUCCAUGACAUUUCCUUAUGCUUGACAAUUUUCUUAAUUCGCAUGACUGGCUUGAGUCAAUGUACAAAUUCAUCAUUCUAAUGGUGUUCAGAUUUUUUUCACCGAUUUCCAUUUCGUGAAUGUAUUCUACUAUUCCUUGGAUAUAAAUCCCAACUUUUUUUGCCUCUCUGCCCAAGGCAAUAUCAGAUUGACACAAUCCUCUUACCCACUGCUUAAAAAAAAAUAACACCUGUUGGACUCACAAGGCCCAUCGCAGCUGUCCGAAUAAGAUUAUCAUCUUGUAAUAAGUACUAAUGGAACGAUGAGUUUGACAAGUCCACCUCCCAGCCUGGCGACCACCUUUGAGGAUGGCGUCUCCAGUUUCGGCCCGGGGAAGGCGCUCAACAACGACGCGAUGGCCAAUGACACUGGUAACAAGUUGGAAUAUGUCAUUACCAUGGACAUCCUCCAGCUUUAUAUCUACUCAUACUUGGACAAGCUUCUGGUCACCGUCGCCAUGCCCAUUAUCUUCAUCAUCGGUGUCAUUGGAAACGCAUCGGUUAUCGUGGUCUUCGUUCGGAUCAAGACCAUGAGGACAGUUACCAAUCAUUACUUGAUUAACCUUGCUAUCGCCGACAUGCUCUUCUUCUUGGCAGCCGUGCCGCAGUUCUGGAUUUUGUAUGCUACAAGCCCGGUCUUUGCAGAUUAUAAGAGCAUAAGCCGUCCAUACUGCAAGUUAACCAUGUUUGCGACCGAUGUUGGAAUUAUAGUAUCCGGAUUGACGGUAAUCGUCGUCACCCUAGAGCGGUAUGUCGCUAUCUGCUGGCCCCACAAAUUCAAGCAGUUGAGCACGAGACCAAGAGCGAUAUUGGUUUGCGGGUUGAUAUGGCUUUUUACCUCUCUUUACAAAAUCCCCACCAUCGUCUUCGCCGACUUGUACAACGUCAAUCUGGUGUGGCCCUCGUCAAACGAGACCGAUUUUGCUGAGUAUCCAAGGACCAAAGUAGAAUGUUCCUAUUGUUUACCUAGAGCGCAUAAGCCCUGUGACCGCUUUCGUUUCUCUCUUACUGUAGAUCAGUUCCUCUUGCUAAUGGUGAUACCUGUAACAAUGGUACUAUACACCUUGAUAGUACUUCAACUACAGCGCCUUAGCAAGACUUCUUCUCUACGCGGUUCUGCAGGGAGUUCUUCAACGCGCAUGAAGAAGCAAGUAGUUCGCAUGCUUAUUGUCACCAUCACUGUCUAUAUCAUCUGCAUCACACCAUUUCGUUUGCUCAAUCUCUUCGAUAUAUUCCAACACAGACUUCCCCCUGAUAUCACUUGGGUUCUCGUCAACACGGCCCGUAUUAUGAUGUACACAAACUCCGCUGUCAAUCCCAUUAUAUAUAACAUCAUGAGCGACCGGUAUCGUCAUGCUUUCCGCCAAACAUUCCUCUGUUGUAUUCCUAGUUAUGUGAACGUGAACGGUGAGGCAUCUAGUGACAGGAAGUCAAAGUACACCAACAAUGCAAGCACUCGUUUCGAAUACGAGCGUUCUACGAGGUAGACAUCUUCGUCAAUGCUGCAUGCAAGAAAAUGAUGACCUCAUGUUUAUGAUUCUGCUUCGGAAUCGUGGUGAUUCGAGAAUCCAGAGAGUCUUGUCCUGGUUGACAUUACGCGUAAAAUUGAAACAGUGAAUCAUUUAUCCAAACGCAGAUUUUCAAAGUACUGUGAAUUGUCAUGGAUACAAACUAUUUUAAAUGUACUGUCAUAGCGUGUUCACAUAAUCCUGAAAAUUUGGGAGGUCGUCAAACAUUAUCAAGGUCUAAACGAGAAAGCGCUUUUGGGUUGGAUUUUUCACCUGGUAAAGAGGUUAAACAUUUUUCACUUUGCUGUGUUGUCUUGAAAUGCAUUUUUUUUCUUAAGACAGGCGCCAAUUUCGGAUUUCUUUGGAGAAGCGUGGUGAUGUACAGAGCAUCCAAUUUCUUUUAACAACAAAUGCAUAUUCAUUUUCGGGUAUACAGUUUCUACUAAAACUGAGUGGAAAAACAGUUUUACGCUCCUUGGUUAACGUAAACACUAAAAAUGUCCCUGAGACAACCACUGUGGUUACAGUUGAUCAAUCUUCAAGAAUGCGAGAGCGAAAUAACUGCCAAACAUAAUGAUGGGACUUCAUCAAGGUUCACAAAUCUAUAGAGCUAACGUGUCAUCAUAUAUGCCACACUCCAACAAGAAUGCUUCUGCAGCUUCGUAAACGUAUAUUUUUUGGGCCUACUCUUAAUUGUCCUUUGACAGAUCAGACGAAUAUCACCCGAGCCAACCACAAGAUGAAAUAUUGGAGAUGCAAUUACUUUGAAAUUGUUAUGAGGAAAGAAUGGAGGAAACGCAACAAAUAUAGUAUAUUGUCAUCUUUGAAAUGACGGAACCUCUUCUCCAUUUUAGUAUUAAUGGAAGGAAAACAAAAGGAAUAAGUGAGCACGUUUGAGGCAGAUCAUUUUCACUCCGUAAACGCUGGUUAUUAGCUUUCUAUUCAACCGGACGUUCUAUCCAUCGACAAACACUGAUAGACGAUGAUCAAAUUCUUGCACACUGAUCAAUAAUCGAUCCAGUUUUGGAGGGGUAAAAUUUUACUUGUAAUCUAAAGUAUCUGUCAAUAUCAUGUUAGAUUUGCUGUACAAAAUACAGAGUAUAUAAAUAUAAAAGUAUACUUGGAAUUUAUGUUAGUUGUGGUUCCUGUGUAAAGUGAAUUUUUCUUCUUUAAGAUAUCACAAAAAAUUGUAAUAUACACAAUUCUUUAUUAUAUUCAUGCCACUUCGUAUAAUUGCCCGAACAAGGUAUGUAAUAUGAUUUCAGAUAUGUCGAAAGACACCGAAAAUUAAGUAAUAAAACGUUUCUGUUGUAGAUUUAGUUUGACAAUUUAUAUUGCAAAAAAUUAUAUAAUUCAAAAUGUAUUAGUUUAAAAAAUACCAAUUCGAGAAAUCAUAUAAAAUUGGCAGAUAAUUAAUUUCUCAAAGUUUAAACUCAUGGUUGAUUUCAUUUUUGUAUUGUUGAAUCCCAUGUGGAUUUUCAUUGGUUUGCGAUAUGUUUUUUUUUUUCAUUUACAAACAAUCACCGUCAAAAUUACUUUUUUCAAGUUAUCGAACCUGGUUUUCUGUUCUUUCAGAUUUAGUCUUCAGUCGUGGUAUCCAUUUUAAUCUGUUUUUUUUAAUCGGGUAAAUGGAUGAAUUUGAUGUUUCUCAAUGACCAGUGCACUCUAAAAAGAGGUUUACCCAAUAUUGGGUAAAUUGGAAACAUGCAUGUUUGUUGGGUAAAAAAGAUAUCAAAUAUUGUGUAAAUUUUAUGCAAUGUUGAGCUGAAAUUUACCAUUCAAACACGCAUUUUUUACCAAUAUUAAAGGAAAAAUUACCCAACGAACAUGCAUUUUCUCUUUCUACCCAAUAUUGGGUAAAUUUUCACUCUCUGUUUUUAGAGUGUAGUUUAUUAAUUGUAAGGAAUGAUAAUGGCGAUUUGAUAUGGUCCCAUCCUUUUCAUUGUUAUUGCUAUCAAGUGGGUUGAACCGCUUUUUAACCAUGUCGAUGACUGAAUGUAUUAAUGCUCGAUUGUUACGCUAGUACGGGUGUUGUUUUAUGUCUCCUGUAUUUGCUGCUCUAAUUUUCAUUAUUUCAGUAUAUUUGUGAUGGUAAAUCAACAUGUAAUGCAAAUGUAAUGUUCACGACGUUUCUUGUUCCUUUUUCGCUCUCACUGAACGGAUAUCAUACAAUGUUUGAAACAGAAAAAUGGAAAUUAUGUACUAAAAUAGAUGCAUUACAUGAAAAAGUAUUUUCUAGCGGUGAUCGAAAAUUAUAUAUACUCUUCAUAUAAAUUGCUCAUUGUAAGCGCAUAGUGUCUUGUGCAUUUGACUCUUUGGAAUUGAUUUGAAUUAAAAGGCAUUAUGAUUGUAA